Stegastes partitus (bicolor damselfish) is the source of this 2755-nucleotide messenger RNA. It is a transcript of the gene ccni2, whose product is annotated as cyclin I family, member 2. Lineage: Eukaryota; Metazoa; Chordata; Actinopteri; Pomacentridae. The record is from RefSeq and is a predicted model, not a curated record. Bases 351 to 1433 code for a protein of 360 amino acids. The transcript is spliced from 7 exons.
UCUGCUUCCUGCCUUGUUUUGCGCUUAUUUUUUCGUCCAACUACCCCAGUUUUUUUUUGUUCUUUUUUUCCCCCCAACCACUUGGCGCUUUUUUCCUUCCCCACUUUUAUUUGCUGUUUAUAUAUAAUGCGGCUGCUUUCUUUUAUAUUCCCUGCGAAACCCGUUUUGCUCCGAGAUUGUUUUCCCCCCCAAACAGCAUCCCACUGUUGUUUGUUUGCUGGUCGCUUUCGGUGAACAUGGACUAAAUUUAAAAGCCGUAUAAAUGCACCUGCCGUCGAGGAGAUACUCUGCGUUUGAAAUCGAAGAGGUGUGCGUGCCCUGGGUGCAGCCUGGCCUGUGCUGUGGUGGCGAUGAAGAACCCGGGAGCAGCGGAAAGCCGCCGGCUGGUCGUCCUGCUGGAGGCCGCCCUGGUCAGGGAGGCUCGCCUCUGGAAGGUGCCUGUCUUCAAGAACGGAUGCAUCCAGGGCGCUGACAUCUCUUCCUCCCAACACCAAGAAAUGAUCCUUUGGCUGGGAGACAUGAGCAGGCUGUUUCAGUUCUGUCCAGAGACCUUUGCACUGGGAGUGUGUGUCCUCAACCGACUGCUGUCCACUGUCAAGGCUCAACCAAAAUACCUGAAAUGCAUUGCGUUUACCUCACUGGUCCUGGCCGCCAAAAUCAAUGAGGAAGAUGAGGUAAUAGGUUCUGUCAGAGACCUGGUUGUGCAGAGCGGAUGCAACUUUUCAACAGCGGAGAUUCUUCGCAUGGAGAGGAUCAUUCUAGACAAGCUGCACUGGGACUUGUACACCGCAACACCGGUCGACUUCAUUCACAUAUUCCACGCCCUGCUCGUCUCCGGCCACCCCCACCUCGUUCCGUCCAUCGGUGUUGGCUCCGGCGUCGGCUGGGACUCGGCACCAGAGCCCGGCGUGCUUCCCUCCGGUCCGGGGCAUCAGAAGAGACCCUCAGGCCUCCAGGUGGCGUUGUGGACCAGGCAGGUGCAGCACUGUAUGGCCUGCCACCAGCUUUGGCAGUUCAAGGGCUCCACGUUGGCCUUGGCCAUCAUCACUUUGGAGCUGGAGGUGCUCACACCCGACUGGUUCUCCGUCUUUACCGACCUGCUGAAGAAAGCACAAGUCGACAGUGUUGAGUUCAUCCACUGCAAAGAGAUGGUGGAUGAGUACCUCCACAGCCUGGAGUUCUCCCUGCCGACCAACUCCGUCUACAUCUUCGACAGCACCCAGAUCCACGAGGAGGAGCAGCGCCUCGGGCGGGCUGGGAGGGGGCGAGGCGGCAAGGAGCAGGGAGACUCGGACGAGUAUUACGACGGUUUCAGGUGUCUGUACAGGGAGGAGAUGACUCCGGGUGCCGAGGGGAGCGACAUCGAGCAUUUGUUCGACGCCAAGAAAAAAGACGUCUCCCCGUGCCCGCCCUUACACCCGGCGCUCAACUAGCAGCAUUCAGUCACAACCGUCCACCUCACAGUGGAAAAGCUGCAAAGCUCUUAUAUCCAGAUGUUACUCACUUGCCAUAACAUUUCGAGACUGAUUUGGGAAAAACAAAAAAGGUCAAAUUUAGUUCUUGCCCCUUCUGUGCACUUGUCUGGGAGAGCUGUAAUGAGAUUUGAAUGUUUCUCUUUGGUGCAGAGUUAUCUGUCCAUUUAAGUUCUCAACUUCGUAAUGCUCUUUUUGUUUAUAGCCUACCUGUCCUCCACAUCCACCUCAAAUUGUUUCAACAAGUUGGAGGUAAAUGAUUACAAUUCAGAAAGGGUGUGUGUGGGUUGUUUUUUUAUUUUUUUAAUCUUUGAGAGCCAAUCCUGAUUUUGUUUGUUGUGAGGUAUCUUGGUGCUCAGGUUCCCUCCCCCAACCACAUAGCACUUUGAGAUAAAGACAAGCUUUUUUUUUUAAUGCAAAUAAUUCUAUUUUUUCAACCUUUUGUAUUAUUUUAAUCUUACUGACUUGUACUAAACAUUUUUGCUGUGCUAAAUUUUUAUUUACCAUUUAUUUACAAAAGCUACAUUUGACUUAAAAGCUUUAAUUUCCUGACUAAAUGAUGCAUACGUUAUUAUUUUAUUAUAUGCUUCAGCCUGUGUUGAUUUACUUUAUGCAACCGUUGUUACAUAUCAGACAGGAAAUGUUUGGGAGAUUAAUUCAACACUAGAGCAGAGUGACCAAAAAAUACAUUUGAAAAAAAAAAGAGGUCAUUUUGACACCAUGAGAUUAACUGAUUAGUGAUGCAGCAUUAAUGUCCUUGUUUCAAUUUUCAAUAUUUUUUAAUAUAUACUGUAUGAGAGCACCAGUGAUCUGAGGUUGAAGUAUUGGGAAGUCCAGUUUUUAUUUAGCAAAAAAUCACCUAGUUCUGGCAGCUCUGGUACUGGUUUCAUCUUGUUACUGGCGUGUAAACUGAAAUGGCAACAAAACGCAUUUCAGUUUAAGCAGCAUUUAAUUUUGGCAGAAAGAUGAGCGCGCAGUGUGUCCACAGGGACUUUACCUCCGCUGCCAAACAGUUGAAGCCCGAAGGCACACAAAAGACUUUGAUCUUCAUUUUUUUGACUUUCGGUGGCUGGAACUGUUCACUGCGUUCAGUUUCUCUAAUGUGAAGUGGUUACUGUCCGUUCUCUCAACUGUAAAGUCUGCUUCGAUUCACCAAGCCGGACCAAGCCACACAGUGACCAUUGUAUACGUUCUGUUUUAUUUCAUAUUCCUUCAGAUACUGAGGCAGCUAUAUGUUAUUGUUUUGUCAACCACAGAAAUAAAGCUAUGAUUUCAAAAGUCUA